GAGACUAUGUGAGAGUAUGACGCCGGUUUCCGGCCUCUUUUCCGUGGUGGACUCCGGCAUAGACAGUCCUCCAGCAUGAAGCUCAACAUAUCUUUUCCUGCCACUGGCUGCCAGAAGCUCAUCGAAGUGGACGAUGAGCGCAAGCUGAGGACCUUCUAUGAGAAGCGCAUGGCCACAGAAGUUGCCGCUGACCCACUUGGCGAUGAGUGGAAGGGCUACGUGGUGCGCAUCAGUGGAGGGAACGACAAGCAGGGUUUCUCCAUGAAGCAGGGCGUUCUGACUAACGGCCGUGUGCGCCUGCUCCUCAGCAAGGGCCACUCCUGCUACAGGCCCCGCCGUACCGGCGAGCGCAAGCGCAAGUCUGUCCGCGGCUGCAUCGUCGACGCCAACCUGAGCGUGCUGAACUUGGUCAUCAUCAGGAAAGGUGAGAAGGACAUCCCCGGACUGACCGACAGCACCGUGCCUCGUCGCCUGGGCCCCAAGAGAGCCAGCAGGAUCCGCAAGCUGUUCAACUUGUCCAAGGAGGACGACGUCAGGCAGUACGUGGUGCGCAGACCUCUUACUAAAGAAGGUAAGAAGCCCAGGACUAAAGCCCCCAAGAUCCAGCGUCUGGUGACCCCUCGCGUGCUGCAGCACAAGCGCCGCCGCAUUGCCCUGAAGAGACAGCGCACGCUGAAGAACAAGGAGGAGGCCUCGGAGUACGCCAAGCUGCUCGCCAAGAGGCUGAAGGAGGCCAAAGAGAAGAAGCAGGAGAAGAUCGCCAAGAGACGCCGCCUGUCCUCCCUGAGAGCCUCCCAGUCCAAGUCAGAGUCUAGCCAGAAGUGAGACUCCCAACCAUGCACCUCGAUAAAUAAAACAUCACAGUUUUGUUCAA
Molecule: messenger RNA, 874 nt
Organism: Trichomycterus rosablanca
Lineage: Eukaryota; Metazoa; Chordata; Actinopteri; Siluriformes; Trichomycteridae
Gene: rps6
Product: ribosomal protein S6
Exons: 6
Coding region: 76-825 (249 amino acids)
Biological process (GO): translation
Cellular component (GO): ribosome
Molecular function (GO): structural constituent of ribosome
Source: RefSeq, a predicted model, not a curated record